This is a messenger RNA of Diabrotica virgifera virgifera (western corn rootworm), 717 nucleotides long. Its product is annotated as zinc finger protein 830-like. The coding region runs from base 1 to 717 and encodes 238 amino acids. The transcript has a single exon. NCBI's taxonomy places the organism in Eukaryota, Metazoa, Arthropoda, Insecta, Coleoptera, Chrysomelidae. The record is from RefSeq and is a predicted model, not a curated record.
AUGAACAGAUCGGGUGCCCAAAAACACUCGACACUGGUAGGGGAGGAGAUUCUAGGAGAUAUACAUAGGGAAGAGGAGGAAGAAAAAGAAGGUGGAGGCAAAAGAGAGGAAGGUUCCUCGGCAGAAAUUGUAGAGAAUGCAGAAGCAGAAGCCGAAGGAAAGAAAGAAAGCCAAGGGGAAGCAGGAUGGCAGGAUAUAGAAGAAAGCAUCCUGGCAACUUUUCUGUUCGAUGAGGCGGAAAGAAUCGAAAUGCAACAAGUAAAAAAAAGAAAGGGGGAUAGUCUGGAGAUUAAUGAGAAAUUUAAGAAGGAGAAAUUAGAAGAGAGUAAGAAAUACUCUGAAGAAACGGAUAAAGAGAGGGUCCAGAGGAAGAUAAGGGAGAUGCUCGAUAUCCUAAACACGGAUGGAUCCAUAGAACAAGAGAGGAUUAGAAUGAAGAAGCUACUGGGGGAAAUAAACACGAUUCAAAAUAAAACCAGCCAUAUCCAAGUGUCAAAAGGAGAGGAAGAAGAGAUAAAAUGCGAGCAAUGUCAAUUAAAAGUAGAACAAGACAGGCAGAGAAAGGAGACAGAAAAAAUAAUAGGGAUCCUAAAGAAAGGGGAGACUCAAACGCCUUUAGCCAAAUCUACAAAAAGAAAUGGGAAGAAAAGGUCUUUGAAAAAACGAAGUGGGAACAAGGUGGACUACAGGAAACGGUGGAAAAGAAAGAAUGCUUAA